GCGUCGCUGUUGCCGCCGCUCACGCUCGAGGUGGACUCCAUCGCCGAGGGCGAGGACACAGUGGGCGUGGAGUGGCACGUCCAGUGCGGCGACGCGCCCUUCCCGCUCGGCCGUGGCCUCUCGCAGGCGCGCGUCGACACGCAGAGCGGCAAGAUCUGCCGCGUCGUUGACAUUGCCGAGGCGCCGUGGCGCGUCAUCGGCCUCCUCGUGCUGCCCUUCAUCACCGCGUACCAGCGCCUCACCGCCCUGCAGCGCGCGACAGUCGAGCAGCAGCAGCAGCAGCAGCAGCAGCAGCAGCAGCAGCAGGAGUUUGGCGAGUCGCCGCCGCUGCAGCAGCAGCAGCAGUUGACGCCGCCAGAGGCCGGUGCCGAGGGCGCGGCCGUCCGCAGCGACGAGGACGUGGAACGCGAGUACGGGCUGCUGCUCCUGGCGGUGCUUGCGGACGGCGUGGUCGACCCGCGCGAGCGGGAGGUGCUAGCGCGGUAUGCCGAGGAGAAUGGGUUGAGCGAGGCGCGGCGGGCGUGCUUGCUGGCUGCGGCAGGCUGGAGCGAAACCGAGUUCCGGGAGGGGCGGAGGGGCUUACCAAAGAGCGACUGAGUUUUGCCCCACCGCACCCGCUCCCGGCCCCACGCGCUCCGCAGUGUGUGAUGCAGACUCUGCGCGUCACGCCCGCGGCCCGGAGGCUGCUGCCGGAGGCU
Messenger RNA from Emiliania huxleyi CCMP1516, 698 nucleotides. RefSeq lists its product as hypothetical. The record is from RefSeq and is a predicted model, not a curated record. The transcript is spliced from 6 exons. The annotation marks the transcript as partial. NCBI's taxonomy places the organism in Eukaryota, Haptophyta, Isochrysidales, Noelaerhabdaceae.